This is a messenger RNA of Dichomitus squalens LYAD-421 SS1, 480 nucleotides long. RefSeq lists its product as uncharacterized. Lineage: Eukaryota; Fungi; Basidiomycota; Agaricomycetes; Polyporales; Polyporaceae. The transcript has a single exon. The coding region runs from base 1 to 480 and encodes 159 amino acids. The record is from RefSeq and is a predicted model, not a curated record.
AUGGCACUCCCAGCUGGUAUCCCGACGCUCGAGGCCUCCCGAACGAAAAACCUCACACGCUCAGACAAUGUCUUCUGCUCUACUGACCUCAUUGAAUCCCUCAGAUCCUGCAAGACAGCACCUCACCUGCGCCCCACCAAGACCGACCACUUUCCCAUCCACACGAUCUUCGAUCUACCACUUGCAUGCUCCGUUCUGCCGCUGCGACGCAACUUCAGAGACGUGGACUGGAAGGCAUUCAAUACUGCCCUCCGUGUUGCACUGCAGGACAGCGCACUUCCGGAGGAGAUCCAGACGACGGACGACUUCGAUCGCACAUUAUCCCUACUGAUGAAGGCCAUCAACAGGGCGGUUGAAAAGGAGGUCCCCUACUCCCGGCCAUCGCCUUUCUCCAAGCGAUGGUGGUCUAAGGAGCUCGCUGCCAUGCGCAAGAUCAAGCAGCGGCUUGGCUGUAUAGCUCACAAGCACCGGCAUCUGUAA